AUGAAUUUGGAGAAAUCAAAUUUCUUCAAUUAUUUUUAUUUCUCGAAUUUUCCAGAUUGUUUGCUUCGUUAUGGCUUGAUGUUAGGGUUUGUUGAUUGUGUUUUCUUAUUGGAUUUGCGCUGCGUUUCUCAGAUUGCCGGAUUUGCGUUGCGUCAGAUUGCUGAUCGUGUUUCCUUGAUGGAUUUGCAAUGGAUAAGAACUGAGAAUGAAUUUGGAGAAAUCAAAUUUCCUCAAUUAUUUUUAUUUCUCGAAUUUUCCAGAUUGUUUGCUUCGUUAUGGCUUGAUGUUAGGGUUUGUUGA
Molecule: messenger RNA, 300 nt
Organism: Lathyrus sativus (Indian pea)
Lineage: Eukaryota; Viridiplantae; Streptophyta; Magnoliopsida; Fabales; Fabaceae
Source: the annotation of a GenBank genome assembly